Aphidius gifuensis is the source of this 602-nucleotide messenger RNA. RefSeq names its product ragulator complex protein LAMTOR2 homolog. Gene Ontology annotation, cellular component: Ragulator complex. Gene Ontology annotation, molecular function: molecular adaptor activity; guanyl-nucleotide exchange factor activity. The transcript has 3 exons. Gene Ontology annotation, biological process: cellular response to amino acid stimulus; positive regulation of TOR signaling. The record is from RefSeq and is a predicted model, not a curated record. Lineage: Eukaryota; Metazoa; Arthropoda; Insecta; Hymenoptera; Braconidae. Bases 129 to 509 code for a protein of 126 amino acids.
UUUACAGUGUAAACAAGCCAUUAAUCUUUGACACUUCAAAACAAAUAAUAAAAUUGUUGUUGUUAUUUAUUUGUUAAAUGAGUAAUGUCAAAUAAAAAAUAUAAUUAUUAAAUUAUAAUUUAUAAAAAAUGUUGAAGCCAAAAGCACUAACACAAGUUCUUAGUCAAGCAAAUACUGGAGGUGUUGAAAAUACACUAUUACUCAGUAGAGAUGGAGGUCUGUUGGCAUACAGUGGAUAUGGUGAUAAUGAUGCUCGAGUAACUGCAGCAAUAACAAGCAAUAUUUGGUCAGCAUAUGAAAAAAAUGGUAGAAGUGCAUUCAAAGAAGAUAAACUGGAAUUUAUCCUGAUGAAUUGUCAAAAUGGAAAAGUCGUCAUUACUGAAGUUGCUAAUUUAUUGCUGUGUCUGUAUGCCAAGGAGAAUGUUGGUUUUGGUUUGCUCAGAGAAAAAGCUCAAGCACUUUCAAAGUAUCUUGAACAACCAUUAAAAACCAUUGCCAGUAUGCCAUAAAUUCUCUACCAUUAAAUAAUACAUUUUUUUGUCUUUGAUAACAAUUGUUUUUUUAAAAUUAUUAUAUCGAGAAAUUAAAUGGAUUAAUUUUAA